GCGGUCCAAACCCAACUUCCAUCAUGAUCCAGCCACCGGUAACAAACACUUCCUACUUCGGAGCCAUCUCUAUGAUCGACAACGCUUUGACGGCGAAAGUUCCGAUGAACUCCACGGUGUUGGGCCAGGCUCAAGGGUUUUACGCCGGAGCGGCCCAAAAGGAGUUGGGAUUUCUGAUGGCGAUGAACUUUGCUUUCAAGACAGGGAAAUAUAACGGGAGCACGAUCACGAUCCUUGGUCGGAACACGGCGAUGUCGGAGGUUAGAGAGAUGCCAAUCGUCGGAGGAAGUGGGCUUUUCCGAUUUGCUAGAGGCUAUGUUGAGGCUAGGACAAAGUGGAUUAAUCUCAAGAACGGAGAUGCUACGGUAGAAUAUAGUUGUUACGUGUUGCAUUAUUGAGGUUAAGGAUAUUUUUGUCGUUCUAUAUAUUUAGUUUGACUACGCAAUAAUUAAUAAAAAGUAAAAACUGAUUAUCUAUCGUGUUUUCUUUAGUUUUGGCAUUUAGCUUUUAUGGUUUGUGUGUGGUGGAUGUUGCGUGGGAGUUGUUUCGUAAUUUAUUAAUAAUAUAUAUAUAUAUAUAUAUAUCUAAUUUUAUUUUU
Messenger RNA from Camelina sativa (false flax), 598 nucleotides. Lineage: Eukaryota; Viridiplantae; Streptophyta; Magnoliopsida; Brassicales; Brassicaceae. The record is from RefSeq and is a predicted model, not a curated record.